AUGCAGCCGAAGCAGCAGCAGCAGCAGCAGCAACCGCAACCACAACGCACGGCUGCCGCAGCAGCGGAGACAAUGCACGGGUCCAUUCGAGCGCACCGCGGUGUAGCUGCUGAUGGUGCAGCAGCUGCAGCACAAACUGCAGCAGCAGCCACAGCAAGUGCAGCAGCGCGGGGCGGUGCUGCGCAUGCAGCAGGGGAGGGCCUUGAAGAGACGCUGCAGAAGCUCAAAGGACUGCAGCAGCAGCUGGCAGCAUGGACUGUCCGCGACGGUGCCCACGCUGCUGAUGAGACGCAUACUGCAGCAGCUGCUGCAGCAGGAGCUUACCCUGCUUCCUUUAAAACUGAAGGGGCUAGUGAACAAACCCCUGUUUCUGCUGCUGCUAUGCAGCAGCAAGGCAGCAGGGCCAGCAGCAGCUCCCAUACAACGGGGCCGAUUCCUCCAGCAGCAGCAGCAUCAGCAAGUGCUGCUGCUGCUGCUGCUGCUGCUUCUCUGCCCCAUUGGGCCGGCGGCAGCGCUGUGAGCUCUCGGGAUCCCACUGACCGGAAGCUGCAUGCAGUGUUGCUGCAGCAGCAGCAGCAGCAGGGUGCAGCAAGCUGCUGCGGAAGCAGCAGCUGCCGCCUUAGUGACAGCAGCACUUGUGCUGAUGACCCCUGCAGCAACAACGGCCGGAGGCGCAGCAUCGACAGCUUUUCUAGCGAGAGCAGCAGCAGCAACCCCGAGAGCAGCAGCAGCAGCGGCAUGAGCUGCGCCGCCGUCCAGCAGCAGCAGCACUUGCUGCUGCAUCAUCAGCAACCACACCUGCAGCAGCGCCAGCAGCAGCUGCACAUGCCUUCAGCAGCAGAAGGGUGUGGGCCGACGACAGCGCCUGCUGCUGCCUUCUCUUUGCUUUCAAGCUGCAAAGGCGCGCAGCAGCAGCAGCAGCAGGGAAAGCCGCAGCAGCUCCAGACACAGCAGCACAUGCCCCGGGAGGAGCAGCAACAACACCAGCAGGCAGGAAGGAUAGGGGGCAGCAGCAGCAACAGCAACAGCAGCAGCAGCAGCAACAGCAGCAGCAGCAGCAGCAGCGACUUCGUAUUAGGGGGGCUGUUCGAUCGAUUUGCUGCUGCCAAUAUGCACAAGGCAGCAGCAGCGGCUUCAGGUGCUCCGAAGCUACCCUCACGUACCGCUGACGCUCCACAGCAGCAGCAGCAGCAGCAGCAGCAGGAAGCCCCGCAUCAGCCGCCGGUCUCUCGCUGCAGCACGGCUACUUCAUCACCAUGCAACGCAUCAAGGAGAGCCGCGGCAGCAGCUGCAGCAGCAGCAGCAGCAGCAGGCCAAGAGGGCGGUAGCACGGAGUCGGACGCGCACCCGCUGGCUCAUCCUCCGCUAGGUCUGAGCAGAAGCAACAGCAGCAGCAUUAACAGCAGCAGCAGCAGCAGCACAAGCAGCAAUGGCACAGUUUACCCUGAUAGGGGGGUAAAGAGAGACAGACAGGCGUAUAGCGGCCGCUUUGCUGUUGCUACCUUCGUGCAGCAGCAGCAACUGCAGCAGCAGCAGCAGUCCCCUGCCUACUCUUUCGAGAGAGUUGCAUCCUCUCCCGACUCAACAGCAGCAGCUGCUGCAGCAGCAGCAGGAAUGCCUGCAGCAUCAACAGCAGCAGCAGCAGCAGCAGCGCUGAGCUUGAGUGGAAGGAGCCGCCGAAUGCAGUCAUUUAGCGGCAACCGUGACUUGAGCAGCAGCAGCAGCAGCAACAGCAACAGCAACAGCAGCAACUGGGGUCCUGUUGGCGGGCCAUUUUCCAUUGGCAGCAGCGACAGCAGCAGCAGCAGCAACUUUCAUAGCCCGAGCCGGCGUCAUAGCGCCAGCCGGGGGGGCAGCAGCAGCAACAGCAGCGGCAGCAAUACGUCUGCACUUUCAUUUCGCUUCAACGGCGAAGCCUUUCCCUCAGCUGCAGCAGCUGCAGCAGCAGCAGCUGCAGGAGAGGAUUACUACGGGGCUUCUUCUUUAGGGGCACCCCCAAGGAGCGCAGCAGCAGCUGCUGCAGCAGCAGCAGGAAUGCGAGGUGCAGCACACAUACAAGGCCCGUGCUCGUUCAGAGAGUCCGCUGCUGCUAACUGGCCUACGCAUAUCACUGGGCAGCAGCAGCAGCAGCAACAGCAGCAGCUGCUGCUCCAGCAACAGUGGCAGAACCCGAACUACCACCAAGCGCAGCAGCAGCAGCAGAAGCAGCAGCCCUCCUGCGAGGUGCUGACACCUGUUGGGCCUGCAGCAGCUGCUGCUUCACUGCAGGACUGCCUUCGAGGGCCGCUGCGGGAGGGUGCUCUUGCUGCAGCAACACCUUCAGCAGCAGCAGCAGCAGCAACACCAGCAGCAGCAGCCAGAGCAGCAGCCGGCGCGGGAUCGCGCGGAGCAGCAAAUGCGCCCUCUGUCUCCCCAGCGGGAGCAGCAGGUGCAGCACCGAGAGCAGCAGCAGCAGCAGCAGCAGCAGCAGCUACGGGAAGUGAAGACAGCGGCGAAGCACUGCCUUGCGUAGGGGGGUUAGGCUUACCUGAUAUUGCUUCUUGCAUCUUAGGAGGCCCGCAGCAGCUGGCUGCGUUAUCGUUGCAGCAUCAGCAGCAGCAGCAGCAGCAGCUUGACGAACAGCAGCAGGACGGCUUCUUGCAAUUCAUGCGGGAGCAUCCAGGCGAAGCCCAGCGCAUGUGGGCGCUGCAGCAGAGGAGCGGCAGCAGCAGCAGCAGCAACAGCAGCAACGCCAACAAUAACAGCCGCAGCAGCAGCAGCAGCAGCAGCAACCCCCACGCUCCCCAACCCCUCAGCAGCUCCUGCGGCCCAUGGUAUCCUUCAGCCAGGCCCUUCGGCGUCUCAGGGAGUGAGACAGCAGCAGCAGCUGCAGCUGCAGCAGCUGCUGCUGCUGCUUCGUGCUCGUCUUCUGUCAUGAUGGAAGCAUUUGCUGGAGUCCGCUCGACUCCAAGUGCAGCAGAGUCCCCGGGGCUGCAGCAGCAGUUGCAGCAGCAGCUGCAGCAGCAGCAACUGCAGCAGCAGCUGCAACAGCAGUUGCAGCAGCAACAGCAGCAGCAGCUUCUGCUGCAGCAGCAACGAGAAUGUUUUCCUGGCGUUUGCCAGUAUCCAGGAAGCCAUCACCAACCUGAUACAGCAGCAGCAGCAGCAGGUGCUGUUGCUGCUGCGAGUCUGCUGCGCGGCGAGGGUUGCUACUGUUGGCAGUGCGCUUCGCAGCCGCAGCAGCAGCAGCAGCUGCAACAGCAGCAGCAGCUGCUGCACCAGACUCACCCAGUGUACGCAAUUUUGCGCGUCAUUCCAUCUGAGAUUCAGGUCUGUCAACUGCAGUGGUGCUGGGGAGGUGAAUUGGCCCCCGGUUCGCAGCAGCAGCAGCCGCAGCAGCAGCAGCAGCAGCAGCAGGACAAGGAGUACGGGCACGCAGGCAUGCAGCAGCAGGGCCUGUCUCCUAGUUCCUUCAGCUACACAGCUGCAGGGCAGCAGCAGGAGCAGCAGCUGCAGCAAGAAAUGGUUUGCUAUGGAGGCGCUUCUAUCUGUGCGCCUCCAUGUACCCUCAACGAUAGGCCAGGCAGCUUCGGCAGGAGCAGCAGCAGCAACGGCGAAGCAGCAGCAGCAGCAGCAGCAGGAGCUUCUGCUCCCCCGGUGCUGCUCCGCUGCCACAGGGGAGAAAGCGUGGAGGUGUAUUUACACCACAAAAGCGGGUGGCUCUUCGGCAGCAUCCAUGGACAGCCACACAGGAAGGGCUGGUUCCCCUACUAUCUUUUGCAUGAUCCUAUGCGCUGGGCGCUGUCUCCUUCGAGUUCAGCAGCGCCUAGCAGCGGCAGCAACAGCAGCAACGGCAGCAACAGCAACAGCAGCAGCAGCAUGAGCAGGCGCGGAGACUCCAGCGCUUUCGGCGCGCUUGUUGCUUGA
This is a messenger RNA of Eimeria acervulina, 3906 nucleotides long. RefSeq lists its product as hypothetical. The transcript has 5 exons. Bases 1 to 3906 code for a protein of 1301 amino acids. The record is from RefSeq and is a predicted model, not a curated record. NCBI's taxonomy places the organism in Eukaryota, Apicomplexa, Conoidasida, Eucoccidiorida, Eimeriidae.